Messenger RNA from Dermacentor silvarum, 2394 nucleotides. It is a transcript of the gene Atg18a, whose product is annotated as WD repeat domain phosphoinositide-interacting protein 2-like. NCBI's taxonomy places the organism in Eukaryota, Metazoa, Arthropoda, Arachnida, Ixodida, Ixodidae. The transcript has 12 exons. Gene Ontology annotation, biological process: autophagy of mitochondrion; protein localization to phagophore assembly site; nucleophagy. The record is from RefSeq and is a predicted model, not a curated record. Bases 102 to 1526 code for a protein of 474 amino acids. Gene Ontology annotation, molecular function: phosphatidylinositol-3,5-bisphosphate binding; phosphatidylinositol-3-phosphate binding; protein binding. Gene Ontology annotation, cellular component: cytosol; extrinsic component of membrane; phagophore assembly site membrane.
AGCCAUCAGCCAUACACAACUCUCAGCUGACGGAGGCUACUGUGGUGGUGCUUGCUGCACAGCGCGCACCUUUGUUGUGGGGGGACGAUGUUUGUGCGUCCAUGCAAAGUUUAGCCACUAACCUCAACAUUAUCGGCAAGGGAGUGAAGCACGGCGUCGGCGGACUCAUGAAUCUAGCCGCGGAAGGGGGUGAACACACCCCAUACAUCGCGUACGUGAAUUUCAACCAAGACGGCACGUCACUCUCGGUUGGGACACAGUCCGGGUACAAGUUUUUUUCUCUGGCAAAUGUGGACAAGCUCGACCAGAUAUACGAAAAUGACGAGGAAGGCAUGGCCCUGGUCGAGCGGCUCUUUCUGUCCAGCUUGGUGUCUCUCGUCAGUACCGGGUCUCUGCGCAAGCUCAAGAUGUGCCACUUCAAGAAGGAGUCGGAGAUCUGCAACUACUCCUACAGCAACAGCAUCCUGGCCGUGCGGCUCAACCGGGCGCGCCUCGUCGUGUGCCUCGAGGAGAGCCUCUACAUACACAACAUUCGGGACAUGAAGGACGGGAAAUGGUCGCAGGUCCUGCACACGAUCCGGGAGACGCCGCCCAACACAAAAGGCCUGUGCGCCCUGUCGCCCUCGAGUGACAACUGCUACCUGGCCUACCCGGGCUCGGACAACUUCGGCGAGGUCCAGAUCUUCGACGCACUCAACCUGCAAGCGAAGGUGAUGAUCCCAGCCCACAACAGCGCACUGGCCGCCCUCGCGUUCAACUCUACGGGAACGCUGAUUGCAACAGCUUCCACGAAGGGCACGGUCAUAAGAGUAUUCUGUGUCGCUGAUGGACAGAAGCUGUACGAAUUCAGGAGAGGCAUGAAGCGGUGCGCCGACAUCUAUUCACUGGCGUUCAGUGCCGACUCUCUAUUCCUGUGUGCGUCGAGCAACUUUGAGACGGUGCACAUUUUCAAGCUCGAGGACCCGAAGGAGGCCAACAAGGUGGCCGAAGAGCCUGGCACCUGGAUGGGUUACCUGGGCAAGGCCCUCAUGCAGAGCGCCUCGUACCUGCCCACGCAGGUGACCGACGUGUUCAACCAGGGCCGGUCGUUCGCCACGGUCCACCUUCCCUUCAGCGGAGUGCGCACGGUGUGCUGCCUCAGCACAAUUCAGAAAAUACCCAGGGUACUGGUGGCUACCAAGGACGGCUACUUGUACGUCUACAACUUGGAUCCCGUCGAGGGUGGCGACUGUACCCUGUACAAACAGCACAGGCUGGAUGGUCGCGAAGCCACGACAGCACCACCGUCGCAGUCUGGCGAUGCGACCCCGGACCAAGCAACCGCGCAGGGAGCGUCUCAACCAACUCCGGCUGCACGCAAGCCGGACUCGCAGGGGUUGUCGAGCUACGCCGCUGUAGUGCGAGGUUAUCAGGACCAUACUCCGGCAGAUGCUGCUGGAAUGGUGUCUUUGUCGCCUCCGACCAACACCGCGUUGCGCCUCACCGAUGACUCGGAGUUUCCGCCAGUGUCGCAGAAGUGCGAUUGAGGUGCCCUCUGCUGCUCCCCUUGCGCCAAGAUCCAUCCGGUGACAAGUGAAGGUGACAGAAGUGAAGGCAGUUGCAGGGAUGGUCACCAGUGGCAUCAGUUCGACUCAACCGCAAAGCACAGCGCUUGGCUCGCCCACACCUCGUGCCAUUGCUUUCGUCGCUUCUGCUUCUGUAUCAAAGACGUGCACACAUGUGGGCCUCCGGUACUUUCUGGCCGGUGCGGCGACUCCGUCGAGAGAUUUGUGCGGUCUCCUUUCGCAGAAGCAUGUUGGAACUCGCCAACUUCUCUUCUGGAACACGAAGAGAAGGCGUCAUCUGUCGAAAGCCAUCUGCAGAUGCACGUUCCAUGUGACGGCAAAAGGACGAAACGUCUUUGUUCAGAGUAUUUUAUCUUAUUUGGCUCCAGCUGACAGGGAUCAAGUUUUGCUGGAAGGUUUUAUUUUUUUUUUUUUGGUAUGAAGUGAGUGUGUGUGUGUAUGUAAAUCUGUGUGUUUGUGUAUGAAAGCUUGAGGACUCGGAUGCAACGUUUGAGACAGUGUGUCUGUAGCACCUUUUAGCCUUUGUGUGUGAAAUGUGCGUGCAUCCACAAAGUGGAGUGAAAAAAACAGAAAAAAAAAAGUGAAGCUGCACGGGGACAUUUUACCUGUGGUUAGGUUAUGUGUAAUGUUAUAUAAGUAUGUGUGUUUUAUGUAUGUGCAAGUACAGUUUUUUUUUUAGAUUUACACUCCUCAGCGCUGCUUUGCUCGAUUCGAAAGCUGUACAUACGAUGGGCCAGCACAUUUUUUGUAUCUUGUUAACCCUGUAAGUACAUCUUCGGUCAGUGUUGGCAGACGAAAAAAAAUCAAUAAAACUGUCGAAAAUUUGUAA